GCCACGAACUCGAUCACAUGUGGCUGUGGACGAGGGAGAAAAUGGCGUGUCGUGGCGGGGAAUCGAAACGAUCGCGGGCCUGACUGAAGCAUCCGAAUCGGAUGCGAGCUCCCACCUACUUCUUCCCCGCCCCGUAUAAACGAUGCGCAGGUCUCUCUCCAGGUUACCCCCGCUCCGCGUCGCGCUCCCUCCCGUCCCCGUCGCCGUCGCCGUCGCCGUCGCCGCCGCGAAUAAUCCGUCCAUCCCUCUCCUCCGCCGUCUUCUUCUUCCUCCCCGGAACCGCUCCGCCGCUCUCUCUCUCGCUUCAAGAAUCCCUCCCCCGCAUUCGAGCUCGACCCAGAGCUAUCGGAUCGAUGUCGAGGCCGGUUGAUGCCGCGGAGGCCGCGGCGGCGGCGGUCGAGAGCGAAUUGCGAUUGCUGAGCUCCGUGGAGGACCAUUACGGCGGCGUCAUUGUGGAGAUGAAGGAGGCUAUGGACUCCGCCACCUUCAUCUCCGUGCUCAGGGCCUCGAUUUCGCACUGGAGAGAGCAGGGCAAGAGGGGUGUGUGGAUCAAAUUACCCAUUGAGCUCGUGAAUCUGGUAGAAGCUGCUGUCACGGAAGGAUUUUGGUAUCACCAUGCGGAGCCGAAGUAUCUGAUGCUUGUGUAUUGGAUUCCACAAAGUGCUCAUACCAUUCCAGCAAAUGCGACGCACAGAGUGGGCGUUGGUGUGGUUGUCAUGAAUGAGAAGGAGGAGGUGCUUGUCGUUCAAGAGAAGAGUGGAAUAUUUAGAGGGACUGGCGUUUGGAAGUUCCCAACGGGUGUUGUUGAUGAGGGAGAAGACAUAUGUGCAGCUGCAGUAAGAGAAGCUAAAGAAGAGACUGGAAUUGAUGCUGAAUUCGUGGAAGUCUUGGGAUUUAGGCAAAGUCAUCAGUCGUUCUUUCAGAAGUCGGACUUAUUUUUCGUCUGCUUGUUGCGACCUUUAUCCUUUGACAUCCAGAAGCAGGAUGUGGAGAUAGAAGCCGCUCAGUGGAUGCCGUUCGAAGAAUACGCAGCGCAGCCAUUCUCCCAAAAAAACGAGCUUGUCAGGUACAUUAUAGAGAUGUGCUCGGCAAAGAAGAACGGGAAGUAUUCUGGAUUGACUCCAGUACUAACAUCAAGCUUCACCGACCAAACGAGCUACUUGUACUUGGACAGAACAGCCAUUUCCGGCGCAGGCAGUAAGUAGUGGCGUGUUACUGUCAUUAGAUCUGAAAAGGAUCAUUUUUACUCAUAGGUGCAAUUCAACGUCGGAGAGGUCGACACUUACAAUGACUUGAUUCAUUCUAUUGAAAUUGUUGUGUCGUAUGACCGGAGACAUUGUAACUGCAUACAUGCAGGAAUAAUAUGCAGAGUGUAACAGUGUCUCUUACGGCAUUGAAGCCCUUGAUGAAUAAGAUUCAUUACACGAAGACGGGAUUUCUCUA
Eucalyptus grandis is the source of this 1443-nucleotide messenger RNA. Its product is annotated as nudix hydrolase 2. The transcript has 9 exons. Lineage: Eukaryota; Viridiplantae; Streptophyta; Magnoliopsida; Myrtales; Myrtaceae. The record is from RefSeq and is a predicted model, not a curated record. Gene Ontology annotation, molecular function: ADP-ribose diphosphatase activity; NADH pyrophosphatase activity; NAD binding. Bases 102 to 1205 code for a protein of 367 amino acids.